CGAUACGUCCCGGUCACACUGUUCGCCAACCACGUGUUGUUUACAUUUUUUAAAUAAAAAAUAAAACAAUAAACAAACGAUUCAGGCCGAUUAUGCGCGACAAUACGCCACCGCAUCGCCCGGACUUUGAAGACGGCGACGAUGAGAUACUGGAGGAGAUAGAGCUGGACGCGAAUGCCGCGCCGCCACUAGACGACGACGAGGAUGAACUAGAGGAGGUGACACUGGAGCAGCUGGAGGCACGUCUGGGCAUUCACGACGACGACGAUGAUGAUGAUAUGGAUGAAGAGUCCAUCCGGGACCGGGAGCGCAUUGCGAACAUGAAGGACGAUGCGGUGCUCACGUUCCGCAACCAUACAGCGCCGGUCUUCGCCUGCAGUAUGCAUCCGCAGUAUAGCUGGGCGGUCACGGGCAGCGAGGACGAUCUGGCCUUUGUGUGGGACACGAGCAGCGGCGAGGUGCUCUACAAGAUCACCGACCACAAGGACACCGUCACCGAGGCUCACUUUAGCCACGAUGGCGCCUACCUGGUAACGGGAGAUCUUGCCGGAGAGAUCAAUGUCUUCAAAGUGAGCGAGGUGCGCGAGGAGCGACCCAUCCUGACCAAGGUCUGGGAGUACUCCAUGUCCGACAUGUCCUGGCUCUUCUGGCAUCGCGGUGCCCAUGUGCUCCUGGCGGGCAGCGACACCGGCGAGGUCUACGUAUGGCGCAUUCCCAGCGGUGAUUGCAAAAUCCUAGCUGGUCAGGGGGAGCGGUGCGAGUCCGGAGAACUGAGCGGCGACGGCAAGAAGCUGCUAACAGCCUACAUGAAUGGCGUCGUCAAGCUCUGGGACCUGAAGACCUGCCAGGUGCUCAUGGAGGUGAACGAGCAGCACCCGAUGGGCUUCGGAGAGGUCACCCACGCAGUGGUGGCCUGUGAACUCGACUCGCCCUUCUACAUCUGCGCCGAGGGAGGAGGAAAGCUUCUAUUCUGCACCAACAGUGGACCGGUCAGUGUUGUGCAGUCGGAGCACGGCAUCGAGUGCAUUGCCUUUGCUCCCGCUUCGUCGGACUUGAAGCUAUUUGCCUGCGGCUCGCUGGACGGUCACAUAUCCAUAUGGGACUACUCAAAAUAUUCGCUGCGCACUGUCUGCGAGAAUCCAGUGCCCAACGAUGGCGUCCUUAGACUCAAAUGGUUGAACGGCAACACUAUCCUGGCGGCCACAUCGAACGGCAAUCUGAAUGUAUUCGAUGCCCGCACUGGCAGCCUGAAGUUCACCCUCACUGGACACUAUUAUCACAUCUACGAAUUAGCCUACAAGCCUCUGGAUAACCUGCUGUUGUCCGUAUCUGAGGACACCACUGCUAAGAUAUUUAAGGUUCCGCCGCUGGGCGACUAAUGUUGGUGCUAGAAACGAUUACGUGCUGUUCGAGUAUAUGUACAUAAAUAGACAAUGCAUAUGAA
This is a messenger RNA of Drosophila obscura, 1444 nucleotides long. RefSeq names its product angio-associated migratory cell protein. The transcript has 3 exons. Gene Ontology annotation, molecular function: protein binding. The record is from RefSeq and is a predicted model, not a curated record. Lineage: Eukaryota; Metazoa; Arthropoda; Insecta; Diptera; Drosophilidae. The coding region runs from base 93 to 1379 and encodes 428 amino acids.